CGCCUCAACGGCGGCGUGAGGGGGAAGCUGGCUGUUCUCCCUUCCCGUUCAUGAAUGCAUCACGUACCUACCCAUAGAAAUAUCUCUAUAUAUAAGACACUGAAAGGCAGUGCCUUUAUUCUGUUUUUAUUUGUCCUUGCACCCGCUGGUCCAUGGGAUAGAUUUGCCUGACUGCUCUCUCUGGUCUUGGGACAACGACUCCCUCACGGGCAACGCCUCCUCUCAGGAUGUUUUAAAAUCGUUAUAAAGGUUUCCACAUAAACGCGUUAAAAUGUGCGGAUUUUCCCCAUCUUCGUGGGAAAGCAGUGUGUAAAUCCAAAUAGAUUUUGAUCCGACUAGCUCAGCUGGUGUAAUACUAUUAAACCAUAUUUAAAUUUUUCAGCCACAGCACGGCCAACUAUUUUCAAAUUAUCCAAGUGUUUCUAAUUACAAAUACUGAAUCUAAUAAAAUCUGAUAAAAUGCUGAGCCCGGGCGCUGAUCCUGUAGCCUGUUCUGUGUGAGGGAUUCAACCACAGGGAGGUGCAAAGUAAAGAAGAAAUUUUAAAAUUUGACUGCUCCUAAAUUCUGUUUUUCCAAUUAUGAUGGCAGAUGCAUUGGUGUAUUUACAGCAAGCACAGUAACGUAUGACCAAUCUUGGGUUUUUCCCAGCUGUACCAAGGCAAAAAAAAAAAAAAAAGCAUACUAAGACUAAAGGAUCGUCUGGCACAUUUCUACUGAGGUGAUUAAAAAAAAUUAAAUCUGUGACAUUACUUACACAGCCUAUUAAACCCUAAAGCAAACAAUUUUGUCCUAUAGCUAAUUAUCCACAGAAUACAAAAUUUUGAAUGAGGCAAUAGUCACAACUAUAAUGCAUUAUACUAGUAAAUUUGAUUUUUAAAAUAAUUGUGAAUUACUGUAAUACUAUGUAUUACAGUAGUAAUGACUAGAUGACUUGCAGUGUCACCUGUUCUCCGAAGCCAAAUUUAAUAUUGUGCUGGCUCCAGAGGCUAUUGGAUUAGCUGUGCAUCUCAAACUUGUUCCUUUAAGGAGCUGGGAUUUUCUGUCCUGCUGCAUUUUCUCAUGUCUGUGUUUGAAGAGUUGGAAGGAACAGGAAUUCAAGGACCCUUAAGCAAGUAUUGUAUCUCAGCUUGGCAGUUCAAAACCGUAACCUUCAAAGGCCAAUGCUUACUUGUGAGGAAGACAGGAUCAUGCUCAGCUAGUACUUUAGCCUGCUAACUCAUUUAGGAAGCUCCUGCCUAAAGCAUUCCAGCCAUCAGACUGCUGAAUAUUCAUCAUCCUUUCCUCACCUGUGCUGCAGGGCACUAUGCUGACCUUGAGAGUUCCUGACCUUAAAUUCCUCUGAUAGAGCAUUCGAGGUCAAGUGCCAAGCUAUCAGUGGGGAUGGAGUAAAGCACCUUUAUCUGAGCGUUCGCUAACACGGGACUCGGCCGUGACUCAGAGAGGGUGCAAAAGGCUCAUGCAGACUGAGAUUGUAGAUCUUCACCCACAUCCACUCUGCCUGUGACAUCCUGCAGAUCACAAGGCCUCUCAGAGCUUAUGCCUUCAGGCUGACUUGAAACACCCAUUGCCAGCAGUGCAUGGUCCUGUUAGUGCCCAGUGCAGCUCCACGUGCUUCACGCUGCCCACCAUGCCAACCUCACCUGAAGACAAGGGACGAGCACAAGAGGCACAGCACAACAGUUCUCCUCCAGCCAAAGACACUAGAGCUGAAGGGACAACAUGCAGCACACCUUCUAUUGUUCUUCCAGAGAAUGCUGUUACACCAGAUUCAGAAAUUGAUAAAAACCUGGUUAACAGGUCUCGUAGUCCUCAUAGGAGACACUCUAACCGUGCCAAUAGGAAUUCAACGAGUUCAUUGACUUCUGUUGACAACAGCGGGCACGUGAUUGACCUGGUAAAUGAUCAGCUACCAGAUGUCAAAAUAUCAGAGGAAGACAAAAAGAAGAACCUGGAGUUACUAGAAGAGGCAAAGAAAGUGAGUGAGAGGUUUCUGAUGCGCAGAGGCAGAAAGUCAAGGAGCAGCCUUCCGGAGUCACCCACGGCAGUUUCCCCUACUCUUAGUCCUAAAGUUUCACCAGUAGCAUCUCGGAGCAACUCUCUCACUCUUCCAGUUCCAUCAGGGUCUGAUGCGUGCACAACCACUAGUAUUGAGUCAGUAUCUCCAGGGCAGAAUAACAGAGCUGUGAAAGAGGAUGACAGGCAAACUGCAGAGAAUGCUGCAAAAGGAUUAAUUGAUCGAAGGCAGAAUGAUCAAAGAAAGAUUUCUCAGGGAAGGUUGGUUCCUCGUUCUGCUGGUUUUGAAAACUCCAAAGAGAAGCUAUCUGACCAAAAAGAAAACUUUGAUCCACGUAAACAUAUGGAUACUUUACCUAAAUGCUCCCCUUCAGGUGGUGAUGGUGGCAGAAUGUCUCUUAAUACUUGCGUGACUGUUUGUGAAAAUGAACUUGGAAAAUCAUUCCUCAAGAAAGGAAAAGAAAAUGAUGUUCCUUUAAGAACCCAUCUACCAGGACCAGGGAUAGGAAAUAUGGACUCAAAGCUAAAAAUGCCUGUUCCAGAAAUGAAGGACCACAAAGUUUCAUGUAAACCAGAAUUUAAACUGUGUGGACUGCGUCCUCCUCUACUGCGGGCUGUGUCAUGGGACAGCUUGGAGCCUGGACAGAAAGAGAAAACACCUUCAAAAUUACCAUCUGAGGAAGAUAAAAACUUUGCUGGUAAUAAACCCAGCAAUCAGUUAAAAGCAUUCAAAGACCUUCAAAUCCAAGUUCAACCAGUUCGAAUGCAGAAGCUGACGAAGCUCAGGGAGGAGCAUAUUUUGAUGAGAAAUCAAAAUUUAGUUGGACUUAAACUUCCUGAACUUAGUGAAGCGGCUGAACAGGAAAAAGGUCCUUCACCUCUCCCUUCCCCCACUGAAGAGGAAGAGCCAAAGAAUAGCUCUGAUGUCAUGCCCAGCAUUCCUGAUGUACUGCUGCGAAAACUACGAGUGCACAAAUCGCUUCCAGGAAGCUCCCCUCCACUUACUGAAAAAGAAGUUGAGAAUGUAUUUGUACAGCUUUCCUUGGCCUUUAGAAAUGAUAGUUACACGUUGGAAUCUAGAAUUAACCAAGCAGAGAGAGAGAGAAAUCUUACAGAAGAGAAUGCUGAGAAGGAACUGGAAAACUUUAAAGCAGCCAUUACGUCCUCAGCUCACCUGUGGCACCACUAUGAGCACAGGGAAGCUUACCAGAAGCUGCUGGAGGACAUCGCUGUCCUGCGGCGUUUGGCUGCCAGGCUGUCAAGUCGCGCCGAGAUGGUCGGAGCCGUUCGCCAGGAGAAACGCAUGUCAAAGGCAACAGAAGUAAUGAUGCAGUAUGUGGAAAAUCUGAAAAGAACAUAUGAAAAGGAUCAUGCUGAACUAAUGGAGUUCAAGAAACUUGCCAAUCAGAAUUCUAGCAGAAGCUAUGGUGCAUCUGAAGAUGGAGUGCCUCGUUCAUCUAGAUCCAUGUCUCUUACUGUUGGAAAGAAUAUGCCUCGGAGGAGAGUCAGUGUUGCGGUUGUUCCUAAGUUUAACUCCUUGAACAUUCCUGGUCAGUCACCAACAGCUUCACCUAUACCUUCAAUGCCAUCCCUGUCUGAAUCACCUAGUAAUGGAAGGAGCAGCCUAACGUCUAGUCCUGCUCUGCCAGCACUUCUAGAAAAUGGAAAGUCUAAUGGAGAGCCUGACUGUGAAACCUCUACUUCUGUGCUGUCACAGAGUGGGUUGGAGGAGAUCAGUCCUGAAACUAAAGCCAAGAUAGAAGAGGAAGCAUAUAACAAAGGCUAUCAGGAAGGCUUGAAGAAAACCAAAGAACUUCAAGAACUGAAGGAAGAAGAUGAAGAGACACCCAAAGAAAGUCAUGAUGAACAUGAAGAAAGUGAAAAUGAAGAUGAGAUUAAAAACCUGAAAAGCAGCAGACUUGAAGUCAUCAUUAAUUAUUUAUAUAUACUGUACCCCAAACUGUGCAAACACUGGAACGUGGUAUGGCUUGUAGUGGCUGCAAUCGUCAUUUUUGCUGUGGUGUUGGGAAUCUACCAUUCCUACAACUCCUGCGAUGAGAAGUCCGAGGGAGCUGAAGGGAAGGCCAGCUGCUCUGCUGCCCACCAGUAUUCCUGGUGGAACUCAGGAUUUCGACAUGAGCAACGCGCUGAAUAAUAAAGGAACAACCACGUAUUUCUGGUACCUGAGCAAGUUUGCAUCUUAGACCACUGUUGUUAAAGGUAGUGCUUAGUCACCCCUACGGCUGUCACACGUGAGCUGUCAGACAAGCGAGUUGCUCCACACCCCCAGGUCUGGGGAUGCAGGGUGAACACAUCUUGCCAAGAUGAAAAUCUGAUGAAUAAUCCUGUCUGUCCUCUUGUUGUAACUGACUGAUACAAAUAAAAUAAUGUGGAAUCAUGA
This is a messenger RNA of Neopelma chrysocephalum (saffron-crested tyrant-manakin), 4415 nucleotides long. It is a transcript of the gene IRAG1, whose product is annotated as murine retrovirus integration site 1 homolog. Bases 1629 to 4169 code for a protein of 846 amino acids. NCBI's taxonomy places the organism in Eukaryota, Metazoa, Chordata, Aves, Passeriformes, Pipridae. The record is from RefSeq and is a predicted model, not a curated record. The transcript is spliced from 26 exons.